CCGGCCCGGCCCCCCGUGGGCACGGCGACACCGGCGGCAGGCGGCUGGCAGCAGAGCCGAGCCGAGCCGAGCCGAGCCGGGAUGCGGGCUCCGGCCGCCGCCCCGCUCUGAGCGCCCCCUCUGCUCCCCCCCCGGGGCUCGUCGGGGCGCCCAUGGCCGGCUCGGAGCAGCCCCCGGCGGCGGCCGGGGCCGACGGGGCGCUCGGGGACCGCUCCCUGAGCCAGGGCUUGAGCGUGCUGGUGGGGCUGGCGCUGUGCGUGACCAUGCUGGGGCUGGGCUGCGCCGUGGAGCUGGGGCAGCUGGGCCAGCAGCUGCGGCGGCCCGUGGGGGUGCUGCUGGCGCUGCUGGGGCAGUUCGUGGCCAUGCCGCUGCUGGCCUUCCUCCUCGCCCUCCUCUUCGCCCUGGACGAGGUGGCGGCAGUGGCCGUGCUGCUGUGCGGCUGCUGCCCCGGGGGAAACCUCUCCAACCUCAUGUCGGUGCUCGUCGACGGGGACAUGAACCUCAGUAUUAUCAUGACCGCCUCGUCCACGCUGCUGGCCCUGUUCCUGAUGCCCCUGUGCCUCUGGGUGUACAGCCGCCACUGGAUCAACACGGCGCUGGUGCAGCUGCUGCCCCUGGGGGCGGUGAGCCUGACGCUGGGCAGCACCCUGCUGCCCAUCGGCCUGGGGGUGCUCGUCCGCUACCGGCACCCCCGCGCCGCCGACCUGCUGGUUAAGAUCUCCCUGUGGUCCCUCUUGGUGACUCUGGUGAUCCUGUUCAUCCUGACGGGGACCAUGCUGGGACCAGACCUGAUGGCACACAUUCCUGCAUCCGUCUACGCCAUCGCAGUGCUGAUGCCUCUGGCAGGGUACGCCUUGGGAUACGGCUUAGCCACCGUCUUUAAAAUGCCACCACACUGCAGGAGAACGGUCUCGUUGGAAACAGGGUGCCAAAACGUCCAGCUCUGCACCGCCAUCCUAAAACUCACCUUCCCCCCGCAGCUCAUAGGGAGCAUGUACAUGUUUCCCUUGCUGUACGCGCUGUUUCAGUCAGCAGAAGCAGGACUCUUUGUGCUGGCGUACAAGAUGUACGGGAGAGACAGCUACAAACAAGAGGCGCUCGGUGAAGAGGAAGACACGGAUAUUUCCUACAAGAAGCUGAAAGAAGAGGAGGUGGCCGACACCUCGUACGGCACGGUGACCGCGGAGGAGCACGGCUCGGUUCCGAUGGAGCCGACGCAGACCGCACUUUAGGUACGACACCGCGGUGACGCCCGGGCCCGGGCCCACCGCUGUUCCAGCUGCUCCCAUCGUAUGAGGUGAUGUGUGUGUGUGUUGCCAUUGUGUUUCCUCAAACAUGUGUA
Molecule: messenger RNA, 1342 nt
Organism: Cygnus olor (mute swan)
Lineage: Eukaryota; Metazoa; Chordata; Aves; Anseriformes; Anatidae
Gene: SLC10A4
Product: solute carrier family 10 member 4
Exons: 3
Coding region: 153-1232 (359 amino acids)
Biological process (GO): bile acid and bile salt transport
Cellular component (GO): membrane
Molecular function (GO): bile acid:sodium symporter activity
Source: RefSeq, a predicted model, not a curated record